UAGCAAACAAAACCAAUAAUCCACGUCUGAUUAUACCAGAAAAGGGAACAGAGGAGAUGAAAUGAGCGAAUUUAUGCCCGGAUGACCACACUGAGCAGUCCAUUGCGCUCCAUCGCCGCCCAAAACUCACCGUUGCCGGAGGUCUCGUUGGUCUCAGUCAGCCUCUAGUAUCUGUUCGCUGUCAAGUCCGAUCCGAUCGGCGACCGGUUCACUAUCCAUGACGGACUCCAAUUCCAUUCCCAGGUCCAGUAUCGUAUUAUUCCUUCUUCGCCCCUCUUCGCCAUCUUUCCCUUUGAAUUUUAAUCGAACCUCGGUGGAUUUUUUUUUUAUACUAAUGGCAGCUCUGCUCAUCCGGCUUAUACGGAGAUCGUCGUCGUUCGUCACGGGCGAAACGGAGUGGAAUGCUGAUAGAAGGAUUCAGGGACAUGUCGACAUUGACCUGAAUGAAGUUGGGAGACAACAACAAGCGGCUUUGGUGGCUGAUCGACUAUCCAAAGAGCCUGAGAUUUCUGCUGUAUAUUCUUCCGACUUGAAACGAGCCUUUGACACGGCACAAGCAAUUGCUGAUAGAUGUGGUGGUAUUGAGUUAUGAGCGCUGCUGCAGGUUUCUGCAACUUGUGCUUCUUAGGCAACAAUCAGAAGGAUCUAUAAUACUUGGUUUGCUUUUUUUUUACUAGUAACAUUGAUCUGAGCUGAAAAAAUUAUCUCUACUCCUUUUUCAUUGUCCGCGCUUGAUAUCAAGUUUUGUCAUAGUAGUAACUUUCAACAUUCUGUUAUGUGUGAUUCUGUGUUGGUUUCUAUACAUUUUUUCAUCUGGUACAAUAGUUUUUUUCUGAUUCCCUAAAGCUUCCAGGUCAUCAAGGAACCAGGGCUACGGGAAAGACAUUUAGGGGAUCUUCAAGAACUUUCGUUAAGUGAAGCUGCCAAAGUUUCUCCAGAAGCAUAUGAGGCAUUUUUAUCCCACAAAACCAGCCAAGAAAUCCCUGUAUGCUGUAUUUCCAUUACUAUUUUAAUUUUUUUUUUAUUCAUUUGCUGGACAGUUGUAAAUUGCAAUGUCCUGUAGGCUGAAUCUGCCUAAGUUCUCAGUUUUAUGGUUCAAGUUUGAAACUAUCACAUUGGCUUGUCUAGUUAGGUUAAUUGCAUAGAAUUCUGAACUAGUCCUAAGGCUGCCUGUCUUGUAGUGUGAAUUACGACAGUUUGGCUAGUAGAAUUUCUUUGUGUUAACAGUAACACAUAAUCCUGUGAUUAUAAGACAAGUAGAAUCUUGGAGUUGACUAGUAUAUAAAGCAUGCGAGACACAGUUUUAAUAAAUUAUAUCUGUGCUAAUAAUCUGCAGUGAUGCUGUUUCCUGCAUGCACAGGGUGGUGGUGAGAGUCUUGAUAAAUUAUAUGAGCGUUCCACAUGUUCUUUUCAAAGAAUUGCAGCGAAACAUCGAGGUAAACUGUCUAUCAUUACUUCCUCAGUUCCUGAUGUAUCAGUUGACACUUACAUUUUUAGCACAAAGACCUACAAAACCCAACAUAGAGAGCUCGAGCUGAGUACCUGCAUACUAUUACAUUUGUGGAUACUAGUCAUGUGGCCUACAAGAAGUAACACAGAGAAUUAGUACUUUUGAGUAGUCUAUUCUUCCCUGUUAAUCUCCUAGCUCUCGGAGGAAACCUGUACCAUCUACUCUAAUGAUCUUAUCCAGCUAUCGCUUUAAUGUUGCUAACUUGCAGGUGAGCGAGUGGUCGUGGUGAGUCACGGAGGCACCAUCAGAUCACUACACAAGCGAGCUUGCCCUAAUGGGAGGCCUGCAAAGAUACCGAAUACUUCUGUGCACAUCUCUCGCAUAUCCGAUGGAGACGAGUGGACCAUAGAAUCUUGGGGUGAUGUUAGCCAUCUCAACCAAACGGGAUUCCUGGAGUCCGGUUUUGGUGGUGACAGAACCUCUGGUUAGCUGCACUUAGAACCAACCCCUCCUCCUACCAAGGAAGUAAACUCGUCACAACGGACAGCAACCCUCUGAUGUGAUGGAAGUGAUUUUACACUUGUACCGAUAUCUAUUGUUGUUUGAUGGAUCAUAGCUGGCUGAUAUCUUGUAGUGGUAUCUGCAACUGCAAGUCAUCGACUUUAUAAGCUGUAUUUACUAUUUAGCAUCUCCAAACUUUUCAGUUUCGAGACUCCAUUGGACGGGAAGUUGACACUUCGAAGCAAUGGCAGUAGCUGGAGGAGGAAGCGUGGCCCAGCACCAACUACUAGAUAAGGUGAAGGGUAAUUAUGUAUUUUUAUCCUAGAAUACAUCGAGUUUGUAUAUGUGAAUGGAAGAAUAUGUGUAUUGUCGUAGUAGUGUUUUAGCUUGGAGGGAUUAUAAUGGCGGGUCUGCAAAAAUUGCAGGCAUUGUUGAUUUUUUUUCCAAGUAACUCCAAAGAUUUCUGGAAUUCAUGAUAUCACAUGUAGUUUGGAAUUGCAUGGUGGGCCGAAAUGUAUGGUAAAUUCAUACCAACAAUGAAACGUCAGAAACCAU
Molecule: messenger RNA, 2506 nt
Organism: Linum trigynum
Lineage: Eukaryota; Viridiplantae; Streptophyta; Magnoliopsida; Malpighiales; Linaceae
Source: the annotation of a GenBank genome assembly